GAGCUGAAGAGCAUCAAAGUGGUGCGAGCUCUCCGCUUGCUGAAGCUGAUGAGGAUGCUUAAGUCAUCCAGGCUGCUUCACAAACUGGAGAUUGCACUCUCCAUCCCCUACCAGCACUUCGCGCUGAUCAGAUUUCUGUUUGGCUUGGUUUUGGUUUGCCACUGGUUAUCAUGCUUUUGGGCCAUGUGCUUGCACCUUGUCAACGAUGACAUCCCAAAGUGGAUCGAUGGCAUCGCGGCAUCGGACGCCCGCUUCGGCAUUGAAACCAGCCCGAUACGAGUGUACAUUGCGUCUUUCUAUUUCUGCAGCUACACCAUGACCUCGGUGGGCUAUGGAGACCUGGGUCCUCAAAACCUCCUCGAGCGCAUCGUUUGUACCAUCAUCGUCCUCGUUGCAGGCCUGUGCUGGGCGCAGAUAUUGGGAGAGGUGUGUGCCAUCUCCUCUGACAUGAAUGCCGAGACGUCUGCAUUCCGAAAGAAGAUGAACAGCUUGAACAUGAUGAUGCAGGAGCAGGGACUCCCACAUGAUCUGCGACGGCGCCUCCGCAGCUUCUUCCUGCAGAACCGACACCAAGCGCAGUAUGUUGUGCGACAAAAGCUUCUGGACAACAUGAGCCCACAGCUCCAAUCAGAGGUGUGCACGGAGAUGAACCUGCCCUGGAUCCAGAAAGUGACAUUCUUCUCGCAGUUUAUGGCACAGAUCGAGAUCGCUGAGAGCCGCGGCAUCGACACAGACCCUUAUCGCGUCUGCAUUGCCGACACCUCCAGGCAGCUGCGUUGUGGAGCGUUUGCCCAGCGAGAGAGCUUUGACAACAUCCAGGUCUUGUAUAUUCUCUCAAAGGGCCUCGUAGUUCUGAACAGCAAGGUUGGCACAAAUGGCACAGUUUGGGGCGAGGACUUCGUCCUCUCUGACACAAGCCUCAUCAGACCUGUCGGUGGCUUUGCAUUGACGUACAUUGAGGUUCUCUUUCUCACCAGGGAGAGCUUCAUGCAGGUUAUCGAGCGCCGACGACUGACGUGCCCCCAGCUUGGGCGGAUCGUGAGAAGAUAUUGCAUCCGUGUGGCUGUCCGACGCGGCGUGAUCUAUGAAGCGAAGCGGAUCGCAAGACAGCGGCGGCGAGAAGAGAGGCAACGCCGAAUGGAAGAGCAAGGCGACGUUCCCAGUAGCAUCGAGGUGCCUCCAGUGCCCCCGGAGCAACAGGACGUCAGCUGCCCUUCGCAGUCAUUGCCAGGCAUGCCGGAGGUAAGGGCAGGCGCGCUGUGCUAG
Messenger RNA from Symbiodinium necroappetens, 1266 nucleotides. NCBI's taxonomy places the organism in Eukaryota, Dinophyceae, Suessiales, Symbiodiniaceae. The record is from the annotation of a GenBank genome assembly.